GGGAGGACCGCAGCCGAGGCUCGCGUUCAUGCAGGCGGCCUGGGACCUCCCGGCGGGAAAAGGAGCCCCCACCCCAAAGGGCUGUGCCGGCGCAUGGGAAGAUGGUAGGGCUUCCGUAGGACCAUGCGGCACACGAUGACCGGUGGAUGUCUCCUCGCCCUGGUCUUCCACUGCGCUCUCUUCCUGAGUGCGGCUGCCCCGGCUACGGCCUGCCCGGCCCGCUGCGAGUGUGCGCCGCCUCUCCGGUCGGUCCUCUGCCACCGCAAGCGCCUCACCGCCAUCCCCGAGGGCAUCCCGACCGAGACCCGGAUCCUGGAGCUAAACCGGAACCGCCUCCGCUGCCUCAACGCGGGGGACCUGGCCCCGUUCCCACAGCUGGAGGAGCUGGAUGUCAGCGAGAACCUCCUCACCCACAUAGAGCCGGGCGCCUUCAGCCACCUCGGGAGCCUCCGGGUGUUGCGGCUGCGCGGCAACCAGCUCAAGCUCCUUCCGCCGGGCAUCUUCGACAAGCUCUCGAACCUCACGCUCCUGGACCUGAGCGAGAACAAGAUCGUGGUCCUCCUGGACUACACGUUCCAGGACCUGAGGAGCCUGACACAGCUGGAGGUCGGGGACAACGACUUGGUCUACAUCGCCCGGAAGGCCUUCUCCGGCCUGGUCAGCCUCCCACAGCUGACCCUCGAGAGGUGUAACCUGACGGACCUCUCGGCCGAGUCACUGUCCCGCCUCCGGGGCCUCGAGGUGCUCCAGCUGAGGCACCUUGGUGUGGCCUCGGUGGCGGACCAGAACUUCAAGCGGCUCUCCCGCCUCCGGAGGCUGGAGAUCGACCACUGGCCCUUCCUGGAGGAGAUCCCGGCCGACGGCUUCCAGGGGCUGAACCUCACCUCCCUCUCGGUCACCUACGCCAACCUCUCCGGGGUGCCGAGCGCGGCCUUGAGGACCUUGGGCCACCUCGUCUACCUGAACCUCUCCUACAACCCCAUCAGCACUGUGCCCCGGGGUGCCUUCCGGGACCUCCUCCGCCUCCGGGAGCUCCACCUGGUGGGGGCCCUGCUGGUCUCGGUGGAGCCCCAGGCCUUCUACGGCCUGAGGCAGGUCCGCCUCCUCAACCUCUCCGACAACUUCUUGCCCACUUUGGAGGAAGGGGCCUUCCACUCGGUCAACACCCUGGAGACCCUCCGGGUGGACCAGAACCCCUUGGUCUGCGACUGCCGGCUCCUCUGGAUCGUCCAGCGGAGGAAGACCCUCGACUUUGACGGACAGCCGCCCAUGUGCUCCUCGCCGCCCGAGAUCCAGGGGGACGCCCUGCGCGCCUUCCCGGACUCCGUCCUAUUUGAGUACUUCACCUGCCAGAAGCCCACCAUCCGCGACCGGAGGCUACAGCACGUCACGGCCUACGAAGGCCAGGCCGUCUCCUUCCUGUGCCGGGCGGAAGGGGAGCCGGUGCCCUCCAUCAGCUGGGUCUCUCCUCAGCACCGGAUGAUCUCCAGCCGGAGCCACGGGCGGGUGGCCGUCCUGCCCAGCGGGACCCUGGAGAUCCGCUACGCCCAGGCCCAGGACAGCGGGACGUACAUAUGCAUCGCCAGCAACGCGGGGGGCAAUGACACCUACUUCGCCACCCUGACGGUCCGAGGGCCCUCCUCGGCUGAUGGCAGCCUCUCCUACGCCAACCGGACCUUGUACUUUGGCGAGUUCAACGACACGGCCCACAACGACACCCGGGUGGUCCUCCGGUUCACCUUGGACCUGAAGACCAUCUUGGUCUCCACUGCCAUGGGGUGCAUCAUGUUCCUUGGGGUGGUCCUUUUCUGCUUCCUCCUCCUCUUCGUCUGGAGCCGAGGGCGGGGGCAGCACAAGAACCACUUCUCGGUGGAGUACUCCUUCCGCAAGGUGGACGGCCCCGCCACGGCCGCCGGCCAGGGGGGCGCCCGGAAGUUCAACAUGAAGAUGAUCUGAGCCUCACCCCUUGCGGGUGGGAGGGGAGAGGAGGCCGGCAGACGGUGGGUGGUGGGUGGGUGG
Messenger RNA from Pogona vitticeps (central bearded dragon), 2019 nucleotides. It is a transcript of the gene LINGO3, whose product is annotated as leucine rich repeat and Ig domain containing 3. NCBI's taxonomy places the organism in Eukaryota, Metazoa, Chordata, Lepidosauria, Squamata, Agamidae. Gene Ontology annotation, molecular function: protein binding. Gene Ontology annotation, cellular component: plasma membrane. The record is from RefSeq and is a predicted model, not a curated record.